Molecule: messenger RNA, 2805 nt
Organism: Culicoides brevitarsis
Lineage: Eukaryota; Metazoa; Arthropoda; Insecta; Diptera; Ceratopogonidae
Gene: Cog3
Product: conserved oligomeric Golgi complex subunit 3
Exons: 7
Coding region: 60-2744 (894 amino acids)
Biological process (GO): Golgi organization; intracellular protein transport; intra-Golgi vesicle-mediated transport
Cellular component (GO): membrane; cis-Golgi network; COG complex
Source: RefSeq, a predicted model, not a curated record
UGUAUUAUUUACAUUUUUCUGUAAAAAGAAAAUUAUGUGUAAUUUAGUGAUAAAAUAAGAUGGAUGUUGAAAAAGUAAAUGUAGAAAACCUAAAUCUAAGGAAAAUCCAGGGGAAACUCUUGCAAUGGGAGACCAAAUUAGCUCCUUUGACGUCAGAACAGACAGAUUUACUCUAUGCAAUUAAUCAAGUUGGAGUAAAUGAAAAUGACUCUGACGACACUCCAAGAGUUCCUGAAUCGUCCAAAUUCUCCCCCGAAGUUGACGCCUAUUCGCAGAUUGUGGAAAACCACCGCAGCAUAGACUCCUUGCAAGAGUUCCUGGAGCUCUAUAAUCUCGCCGAAAUGGAAAUGGAGAACUUGGAGGAUCAACUUUACCUGGAUUAUUAUUCACAAUUGAAGGAACGCACCAAAGAAUGUGAUAAUUUGCUCGCUGAAACGGACAUUUGUCUCGAUACGCUGGCAAAACUGACGUCAGAGUAUAAUUUUGUGUCAAAUAAAACGUCCGCCCUUCAUACCGCUAGCGAAAAGUUGCUCGAAGAUCAACACAAGCUGAACGGAUUGGCGAACGAGAUAAAGAAACGAUUGAAUUACUACACGAGAGUUGAGAAUAUUCAUCAACGCCUACAGAAUCCGACAUUUUCCGUUGCUGGAGAUACGUUUGUUGAUAUUUUGAACAGUGUUGACGAGUCGUUGGAGUACAUUAGAGUUCAUCCUAAAUUCAAAGAAAGCCUCACAUAUAAUCUAAAAUUCAAACAAUGCCUGUCCAAGGCAAUUCAAAUGAUGAAAACUUACGUUUUUCAAGCCUUAACCACAGCAACAGAGCAAGUUCUCUCCCCGAAACUCAGAUCCGAACUAGCUAUUGACGAUAAUUCGCCGGAUAUCGUUUUUGCGUUGUAUUACGGGAAAUUUCAAGCAUCUGGAAUCAAGGUGAAAAGAAUAACGGCCUUGAUUGAGGAGCGGAUCAACAGUUGCAUCGACUAUCAAGUGCUUUUGUCCGAAAUUCAUCAGUUUUAUUUGUCUCAAAGGGCGCAGAUUAUGAGUCCUGGAGUCGAUAGUGCUAUAAAAAAUUUAACUGUAAAACAUAAAGGUGAUCAUUGUGCUUUAGUUAGGUCUUCAUGUGCAUUUUUAGUUCAUGUCUGUAAUGACGAACAGCGGUUAUUCUAUCAAUUUUUCACGAUUCCAAGUGAGCAACUGGUGACAUAUUUGGAAGGAAUAUGCACGAUCCUGUAUGACACAUUGCGUCCUUGCAUCAUCCACAUAAAUCACCUCGAAACCUUGGCGGAAAUUUGCAGCAUUCUCCGCAUCGAAAUGAUCGAAGAGCACGUCCAAAAUGACCCCGAAUCUCUCGAGGCUUUCGGCAAAAUCGUCAAUCAACUGCUGCAAGAUGUGCAAGAACGUCUAGUCUUCCGUGCCCAUCUCUACCUGCAAUCCGACAUCCUAAACUACAAUCCAUCGCCCGGCGAUUUGGCAUAUCCGGAAAAACUCGAGAUGAUGGAAAGCAUUGCGCUGUCGCUGCAAGAAAACCAACUCCGACGAUCCGAUUCCCGAAGUUCGCUCGUAUCGCAAGCAUCCAUCGUUUCGCAUGACAUUGCCGAUAGUGCGAGUGUCGCUGCCGCCGAGCAACAAUAUAAAUCACGAACUGGCAACUCGCCUGCCGACCUUCACGGAAUGUGGUAUCCGCCGGUGCGACGAACUCUCGUUUGCCUGUCGCGACUUUAUCGGUGCAUUGAUCGUCCCGUGUUCCAAGGAUUGUCACAGGAAGCCUUAUCGCAUUGCAUUCACAGUGUUUCGGCGGCAGCGCAACAAAUUGCCACGAAAAAGACGCCAAUUGACGGGGAGCUGUUCGAAAUUAAGCAUUUGCUGAUUUUGAGAGAACAAAUUGCGCCGUUUCGCGUCGAUUUUACCGUCAAGGAGACGAGUUUGGAUUUUAGUAAAGUUAAAACGGCGGCAUUUGAACUGAUUCAGAAGCGUGGAAGGUUGUUCUCGAUGGGUUCAAGUAAUUCGUUGUUGGAGUUUUUGUUGGAAGGAACGCCGCAAGUGAAGGAACAGAUGGUGGAUUCGAGGAAAGAUGUCGAUCGGCAGUUGAAACAUGUUUGUGAGGUGUUCAUUAAAAAUGUCACAAAAAUGCUCGUGGGUCCUAUAAUUAAUUUUACGGAGAAUGCUCAGCAGCUUUUAAAAUCAAACACCCCGACAACUCCCAACCAACAACAACCGACAAAAGCGAAUUACGUUCUUCGUCAAACCACGUGGGCAGCCCCUCAACAAAUCAGCUCAAUCAUCCAAGAGUCACAACGAAACAUCAAAUCGAAAUUAGUUGGCAUCCAGCGUUCCAUGCAACUUUACCUUGCGAAUAAAGACACAGAAUUUAUUUUAUUUAGACCGAUUAGAAAUAACAUAAUUAACGCAUUUGUCAAAUUAGAACAACUUCUCGUCACAAAUUGCUACAACAAGGACGACUUAACGAUCUGUGGAUGUCCCUCCGCCGACCAAGUUUCAGUUUUGCUCUCGAAUGCGAGUCUCAUGGCUGACAGUCAACAACAAAUGGCACAUCGGAAAGUCAGUACUUCGAGCACGGAACCGCCUCAACGUAAAAUUUCCGUGGAAAAAAAGUCAGUUAGCUUCGAUCAGUCUUCAAUUGUUGCCGAAACACCGCACGAUCGAUCGAAUUCGAGUCAAAUUAGUGAAAGAGACGAGGUUUUCGAGGAAAAUAAAGCUGAAAACUCGCCGGAAGAGUCCGUGGUGUGAAUAAAAAAAAUUGUUAAAAAUAUUUUUAUGCUAAUAUAUUGCGAAAAAAUUAAGAAAACUA